Molecule: messenger RNA, 3940 nt
Organism: Clupea harengus (Atlantic herring)
Lineage: Eukaryota; Metazoa; Chordata; Actinopteri; Clupeiformes; Clupeidae
Gene: elmo1
Product: engulfment and cell motility 1 (ced-12 homolog, C. elegans)
Biological process (GO): actin filament organization; cell motility
Cellular component (GO): guanyl-nucleotide exchange factor complex; plasma membrane
Source: RefSeq, a predicted model, not a curated record
AGCUAGUUAUUCAUAACACCUUCCUCAGUCCAUGUUUUUUUUAAGAUACCUCAAAAUAUGUAGUUGUAAGACUGUCUUCAUUUUUUGAGUGAAUGAAAGUGUAGGAUGGCAUACUUAUCUAUUCAAUUGUCAGGGUAUGUUGUGCCGUAAUUGGUCGAUGUCGCUCGCAUCGCUGGCAGGAGGAGAAGAGCCAACCAGCAGACGGAGGAGGAAAGAGGAAGUGAAAACAUCAGCACUAACGCGGAGGAGAGCAGGCAAACGAGCUAGAGAGAGAACGACUGCUACAAAGUCCGAACAUCAGCACUUUAUUGCGGUGGAAAAGUCGCCUUACCUCGCCAGGCUUGGAUGCGUGUCGAGCAGCAGUGAGAGACUCCACCCCCGUGUCGCCAUAGCAGUUAGAGGCUCCGCCUUGGUUGCUGAGGUCACCUGAGGGCCCGCCCUCCCUCCCCCGCCCGCCGCAGUCAUGCCGCCACCUGCGGACAUCGUGAAGGUGGCCAUCGAGUGGCCAGGGGCCUUCCCCAAACUCAUGGAGAUCGACCAGAAAAAGCCACUCUCGGCCAUCAUUAAAGAAGUGUGCGAGGGAUGGUCAGUGCAGAACUAUGAAAACUACGCCCUGCAAAAUGCAGACUCCACAAACUUCUACAUCACAGAGAAGAAUCGCAAUGACAUCAAGAACGGCUCCAUCCUGCGACUGACCAAAUCCCCCGCCACGACGGCGCUGGAGCUGCACGAACGCAUCCAGUCGUCCAGCAUGGACGCCAAGCUGGAGGCCCUGAAGGACCUGGCCAGCUCCUCGCGUGACGUCACCUUCGCCCAGGAGUUCAUCAAUCUGGACGGCAUCUCCCUGCUCACGCAGAUGGUGGAGAGUGGCACAGAACGAUAUCAGAAACUACAGAAGAUAAUGAAGCCCUGCUUCGGAGACCUGUUGUCCUUCACGCUGACGGCCUUCGUUGAGCUCAUGGACCACGGCAUCGUCUCCUGGGACACCUUCUCCGUGGCCUUCAUCAAGAAGAUCGCCGGAUACGUCAGCAAGUCGGCCAUGGACGCCGCCGUGCUCCAGCGCUCUCUGGCCAUCCUGGAGUCCAUGGUGCUCAACAGCCAGGACCUCUACCAGAAGGUGGCGCAAGAGAUCACCAUUGGUCAGCUCAUCCCCCACCUUCAGGGGCCUGAUCAGGACAUCCAGACGUACACCAUUGCAGUGAUUAAUGCGUUGUUCCUCAAAGCUCCCGAGGAGAAGAGACAGGAAAUGGCUCACAUUCUUGCACAGAAACAGCUGCGCUCAAUCAUCCUCGCUAAUGUGAUCAGGAGUACGAAGCCCAUUAAUGAUGAGAUGGCCCACCAGCUGUACGUGCUGCAGGUGCUGACCUUCAACCUCCUGGAGGACCGCAUGAUGACCAAGAUGGACCCUCAAGACCAGGCUCAGAGGGACAUCAUCUUUGAGCUGCGCCGCAUCGCCUUCGACGUGGAGUGUGACUCCACCAACAGCGGCAGCAUCGAGAAGCGCAAGUCCAUGUACACACGCGACUACAAGAAACUGGGCUUCAUUAAUCAUGUGAAUCCAGCCGUUGACUUCACUCAGAUUCCUCCAGGGAUGCUGGCUCUGGACAACAUGCUGUACUUUGCCCGCCACCAUCAAGACUCCUACGUCAGGAUCGUGCUGGAGAACAGCAGCAGGGAGGACAAGCACGAGUGUCCGUUUGGCCGCAGCAGCAUCGAGCUGACCAAGAUGCUCUGCGAGAUCCUCAAAGUCGGCGAACUGCCGAGUGAGAACUGCCAUGACUUCCACCCCAUGUUCUUCACCCACGACCGGUCCUUCGAGGAGUUCUUCUGCAUCUGCAUACAGCUCCUCAACAAGACCUGGAAAGAGAUGAGGGCCACAUCAGAGGACUUCAACAAGGUGAUGCAGGUGGUGAGAGAGCAGAUUAUGCGAGCGCUGACGGUCAAGCCUAACUCCCUGGACCAGUUCAAGACCCGCCUACAAAACCUCAGCUACACCGAGAUCCUCAAGAUCCGCCAGUCCGAGAGGAUGAACCAGGAGGACUUCCAGUCACGGCCCAUCCUUGAACUCCGUGAGAAGAUCCAGCCGGAGAUCAUGGAGCUGAUCAAGCAGCAGCGCCUCAACCGCCUAUGUGACGGCACCUGCUUCAGGAAGAUCAGCAGCCGCAGGAGGCAAGAUAAGUUCUGGUACUGUCGCCUGUCUCCUAAUCAUAAAGUCCUGCACUAUGGUGAUCUGGAGGAGAGCCCCCAGGGAGAGGUGCCCCAUGAUUCACUGCAGGAGAAGCUACCCGUGGCUGACAUCAAAGCUGUCGUCACAGGCAAGGACUGCCCUCACAUGAAGGAGAAAGGAGCUCUCAAGCAGAACAAGGAAGUGCUGGAGCUGGCCUUCUCCGUCCUCUACGAGUCCGAUGAGUACUUAAACUUCAUUGCCCCUGACAAACACGAGUACUGUGUGUGGACAGAUGGGCUGAAUGCCCUGCUAGGGAAGGAGAUGACCAGCGAGUUCACCAAGAGCGACCUGGACACCCUCCUCAACAUGGAGAUGAAACUCCGCCUCCUGGACCUGGAGAACAUCCAGAUCCCAGAGGCUCCGCCCCCCAUUCCCAAGGAGCCUAGCAACUAUGACUUUGUCUAUGACUGUAACUGAAAACAGAACAAACACCCACUGGACCAAUAUUUCCUUUUUUCUCUCUGAAAAAAAUUGUUACUGGAAGUUUUAAAUGAAAAAAAAAACUUUUAGACAAACUGUUGCAAUGAAAAAAUGAACAAGAAAAAAAAAAAAGAUUUCACUUUUCUCUUUGCUAAAGCUGUCUUUAAAAAAAGAAAAGCAAGCUUCUCAAUAGGUGCACCGACUUUCGACCAUAAAUAUGAACUCAGCCUUGGGGAACCUGCCACUAACGUCACACGCAACAAUGGAGGAGACACCAACCAACACCUGACUCCAUUCAUCCAUCCAACCUCCCCCUCCAAUGCUCCCUGUCCUCACUUGUUCCCUCCUUCGUCUCCACAGAUACAUCCAGGGUCUUCUGAGGAAGUCGCCCAGUUCUCAUAGAAAUGCUGUAUUCUUGAGCUCGGUCAUGGUGUUUCCCCGUUAAGCUUUCAUGUCGUUCUCAGGCUGUUGUAACCCUAGGGUCCUCACUGGCAUUGCCGUGAGGGAGAGUGUAGGUCAAGUGGUGUGGUGGGGUAACUGCUACUGAACUAUUGUUCACCAAUACGCCACCCAUCCCACACAAGUGGCAGCUAAAGUCUGGAAAGGGUAUGAGAAGAGCGUUGGGGGGGGGGGGGGGGUGAAGGAUGGGGUGAAGGGAAGUGUAAGAAGGGAAAGAGAGUUGUAUUAUCUGGUGUCUCUUUUUUUUUUUUUGUUCCUCCUCCGCUUUCACGUACCUGUAGACUGUUAUUAACCAGGCUGUGGUCACUGAGCACUGCCUCCUUUACAACCGUAUAUCAACAUCGUCGUCAUGACUACACCUACAGUACUUAAUCAUCCUUGCCCAGUCUGCUUGCUUUCCUUUUUCUUUCAUUCUUUCUCCCUGUUUUUCUUUCUUUGUCUCAUGGUGUCUUUCUCCUGUUCCUGGUCACCCAUACUGGUUCAGGGCAAAGACUGCUGGAUCGUUCCAGAGCAAUACCGAGCUUUCCACUCGUGUGAUUUUGUAAGCUGGUCUGACUCUUCUGUAAUGGUUGUGAAGCUGCCAAGUAGUCAGUGUUAUGGGGGGACCAUCGUAUGUAUGUACAUUUGUCAGUAAAGGGAAGACAUUUUUUUGGUUUCUUUAGGUUUUUUAAAUUUGUUUUUAUUCUGGGACCAUGACACCUUUUGGAAAUUCCUAUUUAAUUUAAUUGAAAAAAAUUAUUAUGGUUAUUACUUGUAGAAUUUUAUUUUCUCCCAUUGUUAUUGGCUGAGUCCAUCAAUCUGCUGUUUACAUUAAAAAUUGAUUAAAUGAGAAAA